Molecule: messenger RNA, 633 nt
Organism: Medioppia subpectinata
Lineage: Eukaryota; Metazoa; Arthropoda; Arachnida; Sarcoptiformes; Oppiidae
Source: the annotation of a GenBank genome assembly
CCUACGCCCACACAACUGGUGGCCGACGUGAAGGGUAAGGCGCGGGACGUGUUGCUCGCCGAACGGGUGGCUCUUAAUGUGUUGGCCCGAUGCUCGGGUGUGGCCACUCAGGCCCGGCGGGUACGGGCGGCUGUCGAUCGGGUCGGUUGGAAGGGCACAAUCGCCGGCACCCGUAAGACAACCCCUGGCUUUCGGGUGGUGGAGAAGUACGGGUUGGUUGUGGGCGGUGUGAGUGGGCACAGGUAUGACUUGUCUCAUAUGGUGAUGCUUAAGGACAAUCACGUGGUGAUUAGCGGAUCGGUGGCCGCGGCGGUUGGCGCUGUCCGUCAGGUGCGGGACUUUGCCUCCAAGAUAGAGGUCGAGUGCAGAAACCUGGAGGAGGCCCAGGAGGCGGCCCGACUGGGGGUCGAUGUGAUAAUGUUGGAUAAUUUUGAUCCCGAGGGGUUGGAAGCAUCGGCCCGUAUACUGAAGCAUAACUUCCCGGAUGUGUUGAUUGAGUCGAGCGGUGGCGUGACUGUGGAUACUGUGGCUGAUUAUGCUAAAGAAUGGGUGGAUAUUAUAUCGUUGAGUCAAUUGGUUCAGGGCUACCCUGUCGUCGAUUUCUCUAUGAAAGUUGUGCCACAAAAACAAUAA